AUGGCGGGUAUGUCGAGGAAUACCGCUUCAAAUGGGCCUAAGUCGGCCAAGGCGACCACGAAGGUCGUCAAAACACAAAGGAAGACAAAAUCGACGCCCUCAAGUCGACGACACCACUUCGAAGGUUUCGCCCAGAGGAUCUCAAAGAUGAAGAUCGAUCCCAUUCGACGCACUCGUCGCGGAGUAGGAGCUGAAGGUGCCCACGAGCUGGAAGGAGAGUCCUCGUACUUCCGUACUGCCUUGGACGAAUGGAAGGACCUCAACUUGUCCGAGAAUUUCUCUACUUUCGCCAAAAUCGUCUACAACAUCUCGGACAGUCUGCCCAUGGUCAUCUUUCACGAGGAGACUAUCAUGGACAACUUGAUCACCUAUAUCGAAAAGGGAGACGUCAUGUCGCUCGAGCCGCUUCUCGCCCUCAUGUCACACUUCGCACACGACCUCGACGUCCGAUUCGAGAAGCACUUCCAGAGAGCCGUCGCAACCGUCGCACGUGUCGCAGCCAGCAAUGCAGAGCCCGAGGUCGUCGAGUGGGCCUUCACCUGCCUCGCUUGGCUCUUCAAAUACCUCUCCCGUCUAUUAGUUCCCGAUCUCCGACCGCUGUACGACCUUCUAUCGCCAUAUUUGGGAAAGCAAAAGCAAAAGCCAUAUGUCAUUCGAUUCGCCGCAGAGGCAAUGAGUUUCUUGGUCAGAAAAGCCGGAACCACAUACCACAAGGCUAGAGAACCCUUGGACACAAUAGUCGAGCACAUGCUCAAUGACUUUGCCUCAAACGAGACUGCUUCGGACGAUCUGUACUCACAAGGUUUGAUGACCUUGUUCACAGAGUCUAUCAAGGGUGUGCAGGGAACCCUCCACUCGGGAGGAAAUACUGUCUUGCAAUGCUUGACAAGGUUCUGCUUCAAUGCUAACCACUCAGACUUCCUCAAGGGCAGGUCCCUCCAGAUCUUGAGAGGUUCGCUGAUCAGUGUCGUCCAUCACACUACUCCGGAAACUUUCGAGUCCGUCCAGGACGCAAUCUUCGAUUUCACAGACCCCAGUGACGAGGACGCAGUAGAGAAUCUGGAUGCGGCCAACACUCUUCUCUUCACCGCCGCAUCAGUUCGUAAGGGAAGCAGAAUCUCGGACUGGCCGACCUAUGUCAAACGUGUAACGACCAUGAUCAAGCAAGCCGACAAAGCAACCAAGCAGAUUGACUCCGACACAUUGACCGCACUUCUCAACACGCUGGCCGUGGUACUUAAUUAUGGACCUUUCGACGCAGUCCUCCAGGAACUCGCUAUUCUCGACACUAUCAGCCGUGACAAGUGGAUUGGUCACUUCCUGCCAUUCUGUAAUAUUUUCUCAGAGCUAAACCAGGAACGUUUCCAGAGCUUCGUUCUGCCGAUCUUCCAAAAAUUUAUUGUCAAUCACUGGAAGGAAAACGAAAUGGCCCUCUGUGCAAUGCUUCCGUCUAUGUCUCGCAAAAACACAUUUGCCAAGACGCCCUUGCAAUGUCCACUCGAAUGGCAAAAGGUCAUGCUACAACGCCUGAAGAAAGCUCAAGGAAAAUCGCUGCCGAAGGAUGACGAGACACUACAUAUGAGUAACGGCCAUUUAGCGGUACUGCGGAUUUCUCAGGGAGACUCAGAAACUCGCAAAGCUAUCGCAGCCAGUAUCCUUGACUUGCUCAAAUCUGCCGCAAAAUCAUCCUCUACGGAAAUUGGAGGCUGGGAUCUUUUCGCUCUGGGUCAAGGUUUCCAAUACAUCUCGGAUGAGUUCAGUGAAAGUCUGCAAGACAAGGAACUUGCAGAGGCUCUAUGUUCCGUCUCUACACGGUGCAAGAAGCUUGUGCCUUACUGGACUGCUCUUAACUCAGUUCUGCAGAAGGCUGAUAUUGCUCUUACUGGAGACCAGAUGGACUCUCUCGUUGCUAAUUCAGUUGAAUGUCUGAAAACCCCUAGCCACGAUCUAAGACUUUCUGGACUACGGAUAUUGCAAACGAUUUACGGGAAGAGACAGAACGAUGUUCCCGAGUUAUUGUUACACGCACUCUCGAUCGAGGAGACGCCCCCAAGUGUUCAGACAGCUCGUUUCAUCUCUGCGCAGAUUCGCCGGCUAGCUCUUGGAUACCCUGACGUUCUCUCUGAUCCCGUUUUGGCGAAAGCAAUCCCAACCUACUGUUUCGGUCUUCUUCAUAUUCAUCUUGCUCAGGCUUGGGAGGAUUCCAUUGGAGCACUCAAGGAGAUGACCCAGCAUGGAAACGCCGAAGAGAUUAUCACGACUACCAUCACCCAGUGGCUUCAGGGUCAUGCCGAUGCGGAAGGAAGUGCAUUGCAGCCAGAGACAACACAAGACAGAAGCAUCAGUCACGUCAGCUCCGAUUUUGAGUGUUCCAACAUGAAUCAGAUCGAGAAGGACAUUGAAAUCUCGGAAUCUCUGUUCGCGGAUCUCAACCAAGGAAUUGAGAACCAGUUCAAGAGAGAUCACGUCCAGACGUUCGCAGCUUCCCUUUCUGAACGAUCGCAGGCACUUCGCGCGCUGAACUCGAUGCCGCAGUUGGCAGAGAAGCGAUCGCGACUUCUGGUUCCCGUAUUGCUCGAAUGGGCUGGUGAUGAAACUGAAGCGCGGGAAGAAGAGGAGACCGGAAAUACUCGUCACUGGGGCCGCAAAGAUCAGAAGGCUAUGCUUGGAGUCUUUGCUCAGUUCCAGAAUCCUAGAGUGUUGUUCAAGGCGACUGAGGUUUACCAAGCCCUGCUCAACCUCCUCACGAACGGUGACAACGAGAUCCAGAAGUCAACGCUUAAAGCCAUCCUGGCUUGGAAGACUCCCAGUGUGAUCAAAUAUCAGGAGCAUCUGAUGAACUUCCUCGACGAUGCAAGAUUUAGAGAAGAAGUUUCCGUGUUCCUUCGUCUUGAGGAGGAGGGUGACGCCAUCCGAAGCGCUGACUGCCCUGAGCUUAUGCCGGUCUUGCUUCGCAUACUGUAUGGUAAAGCGGUCACCAGAGCUGGUUCAGCAAGUGGUAAGCGUGGGCAGCAGACUCGUCGCAAGGCUAUCUUUGUUGCUCUUGCUCGCUUCCCUGCAGAGAUUGUUGGACAGUUCCUCAGUAUUGCUCUAGGCUCGUUGGCCACGACGGAGCCUAUCAAGGAUGGCGAGUUGGAUCAGUCAGCCGUAGACAAUUUUGCUGUCGCUCCAAGAAAGCAGGUUGGUCUAUUGAACAUGCUGGACGAUAUGGUACACACUCUCGGUAACAGACUGGACCGCUACGCAACGAAGAUUGCCGAUGCCGUUCUUCUAUGUCUGCUCAAAGCUUCCAAGUCUCAUACUGAGUCCAUCGACACUGACGAAGAGGUCCCAGUCGAAGAUGAGUCUCAGACUUCUCUCGAUCGUGCCAUCCGUCAAGCUGGUUUCCACUGUCUGAUCCAGGUCUUCUCUUCGUGUACCGAAGUCUCUUGGUACAGCUACGCCAAGGUCGUCAUGAGCGAAUUGGUGGGCCCUCGUCUAGAGAAACUUCCUAUCGAGACCGCGCAGUCUGUGUCUGCCUUCUUGCGUCUCUUCUCAACCUGGGCUAGCUCUCUGGCUACCUGCCACUACUUGACAGAGUUCUUCCCUGAGACUCUCAAUGCUGUCGCAGACUGCCUUGUGGUUCCUAGCGCUAAGAAUGAAGUCAAGUCGUUCAUUAUUGAGCACAUUAUCGGACGUCUCUUGGAUACUAUCCAGCCGCGCCGAUCGAAGGAUGCCAAGAUGAACAUUGAUACCACUGAAGCUCAAGACCAAGCACGCGUAUCUAUUUUGGGACCACGUGCAAGUCUGUUCGUUGUUAGACUUGGUACUGUUCUGAGGCAGAGUCCUCCCAAGGAUAUUCUGGACUCAAGCGUGUUGUGUGUUUCUCGUCUCGCACCGCUUGUCACUGGUGUUGAGAACAUCCGUGAUGUCGUUGAUGUUUCGAUAUUCUUGCUUGGUCAGCCCUCGAAGACUGUUCAUUUUACCACCAAGCGUGAUCUGCUGCAAACUUUGUUCCAUCUCAUUCCUGGUGCCGAACUCAACAGGGAUGAGGUUCGCUUCAACCAGGUCUAUGCGACACUCUGCCCGUUAUUCGGCUACUUCAAGGACCGCGAAAGCAGAGAGCUUCUUGCCGCUGUUGUUAAGCAAUUGGCCGAUGAAAGGAAGGAGCUUUCUUACGUCGCUUCUCUGUGCGAAGAUCUGAACUCAUUCUCGACGUCGAGACUUGAUGAGCCUGACUUCGAGCGCCGUGCCAUUGCUUUCAGCACUAUAAACGAGGAAAAGUACUCAACAUUCACCGCGAUGCAAUGGCAGCCUCUAGUCUACAGCAUGCUGUACUUCGUCAGAGACAACGACGAACUAGCCAUCAGAACCAACGCCUCUUUCAGUCUGAGAAGAUUUAUCGAGGUAGCCAGUGUUGACGGCGACUUCAGAGACGAGGAGUUCAAGACAUUGACCAUCUCUGGCCUGUAUGGUGGUCUGCAAGGUGGUAUGCGUGAUCCUUCCGAACUGGUCAGAUCCGAGUAUCUGCAGGUCUUGGCACACAUGAUCAAGCACUUCUCGAAAUGGGAUGCUGUCAACGAUAUGGCUACUUUGCUUGUUGAGGGUGACGAGGAAGCUUCGUUCUUCAACAACAUUCUGCACAUUCAGCAGCACCGCAGACUCCGUGCUUUGAGGAGAUUGUCAGAAGAGGCUCAUGCUGGUGUCAUCUCGAGCAACAACGUCAGCUUGUUCUUCAUUCCCCUUCUGGAACAUUUCAUCUUCGAUCCUGCUGGUGACGAUGGUGCUCACAACUUGUCCGCCGAGACCAUCAACACCGUCGGAGCUCUUUCUGGAUGCUUGGAUUGGCAACUUUACAGAUCGACUCUGCGCAGAUUCGUCAGCUACAUUCAAAGUAAGCAGGAGCUGCAAAAGAUUGUACUCAGAAUUGUCAGCCGCGUGAUUGAUGCUUUGGACCGUGCUUCCGAGUCUAUUCGCAACAAGAACACUGUUAUGGAAGUCGACGGCGAGACUGAAGCGACAACUAACGGUACUUCGGCAUUGAGCCCACUUGCUGCUACUUUGCCUUCAGAGGAGAAGUUGUCCAACGAGAUCAACAAGCAGCUUUUACCACCACUCACUUCGUUCUUGCACCUCAAGGACGAGUCCACUGUCAGUCUGCGUGUUCCUGUGGGUGUCGCUGUGGUCAAGCUCAUCCGUGUUCUUCCUGUUGCCGAACAUGCCUUGAAACUUCCCACGGUACUGAUGGACCUCUGUCACGUUCUUCGUAGUAAAGCAGCAGAGGCCAGAGACAUGACCAGAAAGACAUUGUCCGAGAUUACUGGUAUCCUUGGCCCAUCCUACUUCCAGUUUGUCAUCAAGGAGUUGCGUAGUGCUUUACAGCGUGGUUACCAGCUUCACGUCAUGUCUUUCACCAUGCACUCAAUUCUGGUCGACAACAUUGCCUCUUUGGAAUCUGGAGACCUUGAUCACUGUAUCAACGACAUUAUCGCUGUUGUCAUGGACGAUAUCUUUGGUGUCGCAGGUCAAGAGAAGGAUGCUGAGGAGUAUAUCAGCAAGAUGAAGGAAGUCAAGAGCAGCAAGAGUUACGAUUCUGCUGAGCUUAUCGCCAAGAUCACAACAACUUCUCAUCUUGGUGAGCUCAUCAGACCUAUCCAGUCUUUGUUGCUGGAGAAGCUGGAUCUCAAGACCGUCAAGAAGAUUGAUGAACUUUUGCGUCGUAUCGGCCUGGGCACAAGUCAGAACCUGUCCGUCAAUGACAGAGACAUCCUUGUCUUUGGCUACGAGAUCAUUCAGAAGGUAUACACUGCUACCGCCGCGGCCAAGACUCGCCCUGUCAUGGAGGACUACAAGAUUAGAAAGUACCUCAUUCAGAUGCAAAGCGCUAACAAGUCCGGCAAGAAGGGCGCUACAAGCUCGUACAUUUUCAAGCUUACUAGAUUCGCUCUGGACCUUGUUCGCGCUGUCUUGCAGAAGCAUGACGAGCUCAAGACCCCGGCGAACCUUGCUGGCUUCCUGCCAAUCCUUGGUGAUGCUCUGAUUGGCGGUCAAGAGGAAGUUCAGAUGGCAUCUGUUCGUCUACUCACUUCCAUCAUCAGAGUGCCGGCGCCACAGAUCGUCGCCAACGGACCGGUCUACGCAGCAGAGGCAGUCAAGAUCCUCAGAGCUGCACCCUCCAUGAUCACUGAGCUCGCCCAGUCUUCACUGAAAUUGAUUUCGGCCAUCCUCCGCGACAGACCCGACAUCAAGAUCAAGGAGAACGACAUGGCCUUUGUACUUAAAAGGAUCAAGCCCGACCUCGAAGAACCCGAUCGCCAAGGCGUAAUCUUCAACUUCCUCAAGGCUGUUGUGGCUCGCAAGAUCAUCAUUACCGAAGUGUAUGAAGUCAUGGAUUCUGUGGCUGCCAUCAUGGUCACCAAUCAGACUCGAAGCGCUAGGGAUCUUUCGCGUGGUGUGUACUUUGCCUUCAUGAUGGAGUAUCCUCAAGCGGGCAGUCGCUUGAACAAGCAGAUUGCCUUCUUGGUACAAAAUCUCGAGUACAAGUAUGUCGAGGGCAGACAAUCCGUGCUUGAAUUGCUGCAUCUGCUGUUGGCCAAAACCCAAGGAGAUCUGGUCCAAGAGCUGUCGAGUAUGCUGUUUGUACCAUUGGUCAUGAUGAUGGUCAACGACGACUCGCCCGAAUGCCGCGAAAUGUCCGGUGCUCUGAUCAGCAAGAUCCUCGAACGCGCCGAUGAAGAGCGCACCAAGAAUUUCGUUGCGUUGAUGAGAAAUUGGUUGGAGCAGGAUGAGCAAAUACUGCUUCGUCGUAUUGCUCUACAGUGCUGGACAAUCUACAUCGGUCAUGGCAAGGCCACUGCCAAGGAAACUUCCUUCCUCUUCAAGCAAGUGUCUAAGCUUUUGAACCCUGAGGAAGUGGAGACUGAAGAUUGGGAGCUUCUGUACUAUGCACUGCAGGCCUUUGCCAAAAUGGCUGAGAUGGCUCCUGCCACUUCUCUGGCACCUGCCGCCAAAGCGUCUUGGACAAACAUUUUCAAAUGUCUUGUGUUCCCGCACGCGUGGGUGAAGUUGUCCUCUGCUCGACUGAUCGGUUUGCUGUUUGCAGAUAUGGGCAACUGCGCUUCCAAGACUGAAGAAGGUCUUGCUGCAUUGCCAUUGUUCACGAACAGCAAGAUGGAAGUUACGGCAAAGGAGUUGCAUGAAUUGUGUGCUGCUGGCCUUCGAACCUUGCGUUUCAGCAAUGUCAGCGAGCAGUUGGUGGGACAGACUGUUCGGAACUUGAUCUUCUUGGGUCGUUGUUACAGUGCUUCAAACGUGGAGUGGGAACAUCCUACUCCCUACAUCAGAAAUGGCGUCGCUGCCACUUCUGCACAAGAUGAGGAAGAGGAAGAGGAAGAUGAAGAAACAGCAGAUGCAGAAGAUGACGAGGAGGACACCACUGCUACUACACCAACAACAGCACUUCACCAUCUACUAUCCCGCAUGUCUGCCCUUGUCCGUCGCGACGACGGCGCACCCACUGCCUCCGUGCUUUCCGCAAAGACCGGCGCCUUACAAGCCAUCGCCUCCCUCUGCAACAUCCUCCCCUCCGCUGCCAUCACCCCCUCGCUCCCCACCAUCCUCACACCCAUCUACCUCCUCACCGACGCCAGCAUCGCCGCCCCCCGCCUCGCCACCGAGCCCCUCCAAAAAUCCUACCAAGACUUGAAGGCUCUAGCCGUCGAAGUAUCCUCGCUACUCCAAAAGAAGCUAGGAAGCACCGAAUACGUGGUUGCCAUGAGAGGAGUGCAAGAGAGAGUCAGAGGAAAGAGAGAAGAGAGAAGAAGAAAGAGAAAGAUCGAGGCUGUGAGUCAGCCCAUGAAGUAUGCGGCUGAUAAGAGGAGGAAGCAUGAUAUUACCAAGGCCAAGAGGAAGGAGAAGAGUGCUGAGGCUAGGGGUAAGAGGAGAGGGUGGUAG
Messenger RNA from Aureobasidium namibiae CBS 147.97, 7932 nucleotides. RefSeq lists its product as uncharacterized. The record is from RefSeq and is a predicted model, not a curated record. The transcript has a single exon. Gene Ontology annotation, cellular component: small-subunit processome; nucleolus; 90S preribosome. The coding region runs from base 1 to 7932 and encodes 2643 amino acids. Lineage: Eukaryota; Fungi; Ascomycota; Dothideomycetes; Dothideales; Saccotheciaceae.